AAAUAAAUGAGUCACAACCACGACUCCCACAUCAAUAACAGUCGAAUCAAGAUGGCGGCCGAGGGCGAGUACGAGUCGAUCCUGUGCGUGAAGCCCGAUGUCAACGUCUACCGCAUCCCGCCGCGCGCUUCAAACCGCGCGUACAGGGCAGCAGACUGGAAGCUGGAUUCUCCAGACUGGACCGGACGCAUGAGGAUCACCGCCAAGGGCCACGUGGCCUUCGUCAAGCUGGAGGACAAGGUCUCAGGGGAGCUGUUCGCCCAGGCGCCCAUCAAUGAGUAUCCUGGCGGCGACAUGGAGACGGUCAGCGACUCCAGCCGCUACUUCGUGCUGCGGAUACAGGAUGACAACGGUCGGAGCGCCUUCAUCGGAGUCGGCUUCGGGGACCGAGGGGACGCCUUCGAUUUCAACGUGUCUCUGCAGGACCACUUCAAGUGGGUGAAGCAGCAGCACGAGUUCAGUAAAAAUGCCGAGCUCGGGGAAACGGGACCGAAGCUGGAUUUGGGCUUUAAAGACGGACAGACCAUCACGCUGAACAUCGGGCAAGGUAAAAAGAGGGAUAAACCCCGCCCACUCAGCUCAGGUGGGUUUGGACUCCUCCCACCACCGCCUGGAGGCAAGGUGGCCCCACCCCCUCUGUCGGGCUCAUCCAAUCACAACACGGUCCCCCAGACGGGGGACAUGGCGACAGGAUGCCUGUUGGAGCUGGACAGCAGCAACUCCAACACGGUGGUUCAGUCCAACACGGGGGUUCAGUCCAACGCCGACUCAGAUCUUUGGGGGGACUUCUCCGCUCCUGCGAGCUCCGUUCCAGCGACGUCACAACUGCAGAACUGGAUGCAGUUCUGAGUCUGUUGUGAUCUCCACACACACACACACACACACACACAGAUCCCGAGUGAAACUCCACAGAGCUUUAGCAACAACAUUUUCAUCCAGAAAGAAUCACGUUUUUCUCUCGAAUAUCAAAUAUUGUUGAAAGGAACUGAGGCGUUAAUCCGUUUUUAAGAAGCCAUUAUAUGAUGUAAACCACCCCCCCCCCCCCCCCCCCUGAAAACAGCAGAUAUUAAGGGCUAUGCUGUCGUCCUGAUGGCAGCGUUUCCUCCUCUGGCUGCAGCUCUGCUCAGAGCUUCAUGUUGUCCACGGCGCCCCCUGCAGGAACUGCAGAGUACUGCAGCUCCAGAAGUGGAGGCGACUAACUGUAAGACGGUUUCCUUAUCGCUCUCAAACUGGCACUUAAUUCAUGCAUUUGUAUUAUUAUUUAUUUAAUUAGAUUAUUUCUAAUGAAUCACAACUUUCCCUGAAUAGUUUGUCUAACUUUAUUUAAAAUAUAAAGAUUUAAGAAGGAACUCUUGGAUACAUUUGUAAGAGAUUUAACGUGAAUAAAAACAUUUAAUUUUCAGACUCCAGAAUCACUGUACAUAAAAUGAGCGAUGAUGCAAGCGGAGACAAAAGAUGCAACUUCUAAAUGUUUUUCGGUCAGUGGUGCAUUAUGGGAUGCAAAACUGAUUUCAGAUGAACUUCGUUUUUUUUAAUUUUAUCACCGUUAUUAUGCCUUGUAUUGAUGUGUCGCCACGGCAACCAUUGCACAGUAUUGUUUUAAUUCCUGUCUGCUGUAUUAUGUCUAUAAAUAUCAUGUUUACAAUGUGAAAUAUUAUUUUGGUUUACUACCGAUUGGCUUUGCUUUGUUGUGAUACCCACACAUCCGUCAUCACUGCCAAUUAUUUUUCAUUUUUAUGAACUUUUACUGCAUUUUAUUUUAUUUUUUCUUUAAAAUUAACCGAGUAAGCUAAGAAUGAAACAUUAUGCUGAGUUUAGUGGUGGGUUUUGAUUUAAACUACUUAAAUACUUCCUCACAACACAAUAAAUGAGGUGAAUGUAGGCGACGCAUUAAAUGAAAUAUGUAAUGACGUCCACGUCUGAGAGCAGAGGAAGAGGAAGAGGAGGUGGAAGUGGAGCGCAGGAUUAUUAACUGCUUUGUUGUGUUUGUGCGAUGACCGUGAAGCUAUUAUUGUUGUUGUUUUUUAAUGGCGGAAUUUUCUGGGUGAGCCUUUAGCACUGAAUGUGGGUGAAAGGUUGGAAGUUAAAGGAGUUUUUAUUUUGGGAAACGCUUGUAAUUCUGGAAACUAGCUAGCUCGGCUGAAGAAGAAGAAGAGUCGUAUUCAUUGUUUUCUUCUCUUUAAAUGUGGAACUAUGCCUUUAAAUAUGUUUUAAUACUGUAUUUGCCGACGUGGACGGACCUGAUGUGGCUUAUUUGACUUAAAUAAAAGAUGAGGGCGGGACUAACAAGGUGGUGGUGAUGAUGAUGAAGAAUGUCUCCAUGGCAGCGUGUGAUAUGUUAGGAGAGGCUCGUCUACACGACUCCUGUGAAUUUAUUUAGUUUGUGUACGUUUUUUAUUAUUUUCUGUGAUGACAUCACGGAUCUGUGUGAGUCGCCAUUGACGUGUGUGUUGUGUUUACAUUGCUCGUCUCGCUGAAAUGUAUGAAGAAGAAGAAACGUCUCAUUCCACUCUGGCUGUAAACUGACCAACACUUUUGAUUUAUGACCAAUUUAAUGAGAAAGAGGCAAUAAAUCCUUUCAAAGGA
Messenger RNA from Pseudoliparis swirei, 2586 nucleotides. RefSeq names its product NECAP endocytosis associated 1 (gene necap1). NCBI's taxonomy places the organism in Eukaryota, Metazoa, Chordata, Actinopteri, Perciformes, Liparidae. The transcript has 8 exons. Gene Ontology annotation, biological process: endocytosis. The record is from RefSeq and is a predicted model, not a curated record. Bases 7 to 849 code for a protein of 280 amino acids. Gene Ontology annotation, cellular component: membrane; clathrin vesicle coat.